Molecule: messenger RNA, 1227 nt
Organism: Phalaenopsis equestris
Lineage: Eukaryota; Viridiplantae; Streptophyta; Magnoliopsida; Asparagales; Orchidaceae
Product: splicing factor 3A subunit 2
Exons: 7
Coding region: 72-1103 (343 amino acids)
Biological process (GO): spliceosomal complex assembly
Cellular component (GO): catalytic step 2 spliceosome; U2 snRNP; U2-type prespliceosome
Molecular function (GO): zinc ion binding; nucleic acid binding
Source: RefSeq, a predicted model, not a curated record
AUACACUGCUCGUGUGGUCCGGCUAGCCCGGGUAACCUCUCCAGGAGAGAGCGAGAGAGAGGGAGAGAGAGAUGGAUCGAGACUGGGGAUCGAAGCCGGGAAGCGGUGGCGCGGCCUCUGCGCAGAAUGAGGCGAUCGAUCGGCGGGAGCGUCUCAGGCGUCUCGCUCUGGAGACUAUUGACCUGGCUAAGGAUCCCUAUUUCAUGCGAAACCAUCUCGGCAGCUACGAGUGCAAGCUGUGCUUGACGCUGCACAACAAUGAGGGGAACUAUCUUGCUCACACACAGGGGAAGCGGCAUCAGACGAAUCUCGCGAAAAGAGCGGCCAGAGAGGCUAAGGACGCACCCACUCUACCUCAGCCCCACAAGCGCAAACUCUCCCUUCGGAAAAGUGUUAAGAUUGGUAGGCCUGGUUACCGUGUGACCAAACAGUUUGAUUCAGAGACCAAGCAGCGUUCUCUUCUGUUUCAGAUUGAGUAUCCUGAAAUUGAAGACAACACAAAGCCAAGGCAUAGAUUCAUGUCAUCCUUCGAGCAGAGGGUCCAGGCUUGUGAUAAGAGAUACCAGUAUCUGCUAUUUCAUGCGGAGCCAUAUGAAAUCAUUGCUUUCAAGGUUCCAAGCACAGAGAUUGACAAGUCCACUCCAAAAUUCUUCUCUCAUUGGGAUCCAGACCUUAAAAUGUUCACAUUGCAACUUUACUUCAAAGCAAAGCCACCGGAAUCUAACAAAGCCCCAGCUGCUCCUGUUCCAUUGGUCAAUGGAACAGCAGCCCCUGGCGUUCCUCCGAGGCCCUUGCCGCCACUUCAAGCACCUCCUCCACCUCCACCACCACCUCAGGGAGCUCCACCCCCACCAGCUCCUGUGGGGAACCCUCCUGCAAGGGUUCCACCGCCACCUUUAGGUGCUUCACAACCCCCACCGCCACCACCACCGGCAGCAAAUGGUCCGCCUCGUCCAAUUCCUCCACCGAUGGCUGGGACUGGCACAAUGGCAAGCUUCACACCAGGGCUUCGACCACCGAUGCAACCCUUUAUGGGGCAGCAGGUGCAAAACCAGGUUCAUUUCCCUCCCCCACCACCACCGCCACCUAAUAUGGGUCAGUAAUCACCUGUUCCCCCUUCAUACCAUUGAUGUUUUAAUCAAACUUUUUGUUUUCUGAUUAUAUGAUAUGAUGGAAUUGUAGUGAAAGAUUUUGAUGAAAUAUUACUGUCAGAAGUUUUUCCAUCUA